AUGGAGCAAAAUACCCUGAAGAGACGAGGCGUUGGUCUCAUUGGGGUCGACAAGCAACUAUCCUUCGGAGGUUACACACUCUUCUGCCCUCUCACCAGCGAUCGAGCGCACCUCAUCGACAUCGAUGGCAAAGAAGUACACACCUGGAAGCUCCCUGGUCGAAUCGGCCGACACGCGCGAAUCCUCGCCAACGGCAACCUGGCCGUUAACACGCUUCGCCCCUCCCCAAACCAGACCACACACGACGGCGGCCCAUUCCCCUUCCCCUUCUUCAACAAGUACGGCGGGGGCAUCAUGAGCGAGCUCGACCCCGAGGGCACCAUCGUGCGCCAAUUCAUCGACCCCCUCGCCCACCACGACCAAUAUCACUACGGCGACGGGCGUCUGCUCUACACGAGCCUGGAACUGCUGUCCGCCACGCAAGCGGCACAGGUGCUCGGCGGCGUUGCCGGCAGCGAGAUCGACGGCCGGACGUACGCGGACACAAUCAACGAAGUCGACGCGACGGGCCAGCUCGUGUGGCAAUGGAAGGUCUCGGAGCACCUGCUGCCCCGCGCGGCGGAGUUCCCCCUGCAACCGCACUACACCCGCGAGCACUAUCCGCUCAUCAACUCCGUCCUGCCCCUGCGCGAUGGGCGGCACAUCCUGGCCUCGCUGCGCUCCGUGUCCGCGGUGAUCAUCAUCGACAAGGCCACCGGCGCCAUCGUCUGGCACCUGGGCUCCGAGACCCUGGCGCAGCAGCACAACGCCACCGAGCUGGACAACGGCAACAUCCUCAUCUUCGACAACGGGGCCUUUCGCACCGGCGAGUCGAUCACCUACUCCCGCGCCAUCGAGGUCGACCGUGCCACGAAGCGGAUCGUCUGGGAGUACCGCGAUCGCUCGCAGCCCAUCGCCUUCUUCACGCCGUUCAUGGGCAGUGCCCAGCGGUUGGGGAACGGGAACACACUGCUGUGCGAGAGUGCCUUUGGGCGGGUAUUUGAGGUCACGCGCGAGAGCGAGAUCUGCUGGGAGUAUGUUAACCCCCACUUCGCGCCGUAUCCCGAUGAGGUGACGGCGCGGUUGUUUUCGGGGGAGUCUAAUGCCUUGUUUCGGGCGUAUCGGUACGGAUUGGAGGAGAUUCCGUGGUUGAGGGCGAAGCUUGAGGGAAGCUUAGGUAGCGGCGACUGGAAAGGGGAACUAUAA
Messenger RNA from Aspergillus aculeatinus CBS 121060, 1185 nucleotides. RefSeq names its product PQQ repeat-containing enzyme. The transcript has a single exon. Gene Ontology annotation, molecular function: protein binding. Lineage: Eukaryota; Fungi; Ascomycota; Eurotiomycetes; Eurotiales; Aspergillaceae. The record is from RefSeq and is a predicted model, not a curated record. The coding region runs from base 1 to 1185 and encodes 394 amino acids.